Molecule: messenger RNA, 4575 nt
Organism: Carassius gibelio (silver crucian carp)
Lineage: Eukaryota; Metazoa; Chordata; Actinopteri; Cypriniformes; Cyprinidae
Product: cold shock domain-containing protein E1-like
Exons: 22
Coding region: 1112-3859 (915 amino acids)
Molecular function (GO): nucleic acid binding
Source: RefSeq, a predicted model, not a curated record
GGUUGGGAAUCACUGCUUUACAGAGUAAUGUAAAUGAGUUUCUUAACUGAUACCUCUGACCCAGUGGCGUGUCCCCCACUGUUCACACGAUACUGUUACAAUAUCGCGAGAGUUCGCAUCGCUCCUCACUACGUAAUGUGCCGUGCUGCUUAUGGCGGCGCUGGUGACAGUGCUGAAAGCUGUUGGGUAUGAAGUGAAACCGAAUUGAUUUUUGUACCAUCUGAAACCUACUUCAAGUUCAGAUCAUCGAUCAGUCAGAAGAAACUCCAAGGAAAAAGAAAACAUAACGAACAUCCCCAAAACGACCCAGCGGUACAACAACUCUGAAGACCAAGACGAAGAACUGCACUGCUACAGACAAGAAAAACUAAAGCAACACGACUCAACCAAAUGAGCAAACCAAAGAUUUAAGAAACAGAACCAGGCCGCAACGAGCGUAGCAACCAACCAUCAACGUUAACAGCGAAGGCGAGACCUGAUCUGAGACAAGAAGUUUGUGCCUACUCAACAGCUUUGAAAAAGCACAAGUCCCAACGCUGCACCAAGCCCUCCUCAUCCUCCCCGCACCUUGUCCUCCUCUGGGGUGCGGUGAGGGCUGCUGUCUGCUAGUCUUUUCAGUUUUGACCUUUUCUUUCUGUCAGUUGCAGACUGAAUCCCUCCCUGAUCUUUUUCCCCCUCCAUUCCCCCGGUCUUUCUCUUGUAUUUUUGUUCGCUAUUUUUCAAAAGCAGUGUUUGUACACCUGCACUUGCCUUUUUAUUUGAACAUUUUAACUUUUAGUUUUGCUUUUUGUCCUUUAUUUUGCAACUUUUUGUAAUUAGAACGUGUGCCAGAGAGGCAAACCUUACAAGUGUGUGUGCGUGUGCACUUGUGUGAGCCAAGUCUGAAGCAUCAAUUAAGUGAUUGAUUGAUCCAAAUCAUUAAAGCCUUCCAAGACAACAGUACAAGAAAUCCUGAGGUGUUUUGUUGGGUGUGUAACCAAAAGGAGAGGGGAGAGGGAAGGGAGGAGCUGCAACACAACGGCUGACUUAAAAAUAAAAUCUUUACUCGGAACACUGCUUAAUCCGAUCAAUCCCAGGUGUAGUAGAUUUGGCCACUGUGUACGGGAGAAUUAUGGGUAGUCCCUGGAAAGGUUUUGUCGAGUUUACCUUGCCGGCGUCACCACCUGCAGCGUUCGUUAGUGCUGACCUGAACAGCACCUCACCUGUCGGGCUAAGCCUGUCACCCUACGACCGAUCUUGUCCUACCACCCCUUACCUUCACCUGAAGAUGGAGGCCUCUGAUACCCCUGUUGCUGCCCCUUCCACCUCAAGCCAACCAAUCCCCCGCUCCGCUUCAGUCUCAUGCCAUGUUUCUCGUGCAUCAGGGGGCAAAAAGCAAAAGCGGACCCCCUUAUAUCAGCGAUCCAUGAGUUUUGACCCCAGUCUGCUGCAUAAUAAUGGCCAUGGUGGCUUUGCCAAUGGAACAAGCAUGGGCAUUCGUGAGACGGGAGUAGUUGAAAAGCUGCUAGCAUCAUAUGGCUUCAUUCAGUGCUCUGAGAGACAGGCCCGCCUCUUCUUCCACUGCUCUCAGUACAACGGCAACUUGCAGGAGCUAAAGAUUGGAGAUGAUGUGGAGUUUGAGGUGUCGUCUGAUAGACGCACUGGCAAACCAGUUGCGGUGAAGCUGGUAAAAAUCAAGGCAGAAAUGUUGCCAGAAGAGCGAAUUUCUGGGCAGGUGGGGCCUGACUUGCACGCCUCUCCUUUAACUGUGCUGCAUGGUUUUAUUCAUCCAGUAGUGUCAGCUAUCCCUUCUCACUUGGAUGGGAAGUCCGCACCUGGCCAAGUGCCCACAGGCAGUGUGUGUUAUGAGAGGAAUGGGGAAGUGUUUUAUUUGACCUAUACCCCUGAGGAUAUUGAAGGCAAUGUCAAUUUAGAUACUGGAGAUAAAGUCAGUUUUUACAUGGAAACCAACAAGCAUACUGGUGCUGUUAGUGCUCACAACAUUGUAUUGGUAAAGAAGAAACAGUCAAGAUGUCAGGGAGUCGUUUGUGCUACCAAGGAGGCCUUUGGAUUCAUUGAACGAGGGGAUGUUGUGAAAGAGAUCUUCUUCCACUACAGUGAGUUUAAAGGAGAUCUGGAGGCUCUACAAGCUGGAGAUGAUGUGGAAUUCACCAUUAAAGAAAGAAAUGGCAAGGAAGUGGCCACAGAUGUGAGACUGUUGCCUCAGGGCACUGUUAUAUUUGAGGACAUCAGUAUUGAAACUUUCGAGGGCACUGUCACCAAGGUUAUUCCCAAGGUUCCCACCAAGAAUCAGAAUGACCCGCUGCCGGGGCGAAUCAGUGCCAGAAUUAAUUUCACUGACAAAGAGCUGCUAUUCGGGGAGAAGGACACCAAGUCCAAAGUGACGCUGCUGGAGGGUGACCAUGUCCAAUUCAAUAUAUCCACCGACCGUCGAGACAAACUGGAGAGAGCGACAAACAUCGACAUCCUCCCUGGCACUUUCCAUUUCACAAAGGAGAGUCGUGAAAUGGGUGUGAUAGCUGCCAUGCGUGAUGGUUUUGGAUUCAUCAAAUGUGUGGACCGUGAUGCCCGAAUGUUCUUCCAUUUCAGCGAAGUUCUGGAAGAGAGCCAACUGCACAUUUCUGAUGAAGUGGAAUUCACUGUUGUCCCUGACAUGUUGUCUGCCCAAAGGAACCAUGCCGUGAGGAUCAAAAAGCUGCCCAAGGGCACAGUGUCGUUCCACACUCAAUCUGAGCUGCGUUUUGUGGGUGUGGUGGAGAAAGAAGCUGUGCCUGCUACCACCACCAAGAGCUCCAGCCCCAGCAAGGGCAAAGAGAAGGAAGCAGAGGAAGGCUUGAUUGCGUAUGAAGAAAGUGGAGUGAAGAACACUCUUCCCUACUAUAUUAAGGACCUAGAGGGAGGUGCUUACCCACAGGUUGGAGACAAGGUGGAGUUCUCCAUCAGUGAGGUGAAACGCACCGGACAGCAAAGUGCAGUGUCCCUCAAGAUCCUAAAUCGUGCUGUAGGCACCAAGAGGCUUCAGGGAUACAUAGCAACACUGAAGGAUAACUUUGGCUUCAUAGAAACCUCCAAUCAUGACCAGGAGAUAUUUUUCCACUACAGUGAGGUGUGUGGGGAUGUGGAUAAUAUGGACCUGGGAGAUACAGUGGAGUACACACUAUCCAAGGGCAAAGGAAACAAAAUCAGUGCUGAAAAGGUCACCAAAGUUGCAGCUGUGAAUGAUCUAGGAGAAGAUGUGAGUAAUACAGUGUUCCUGGGGAAAGUGGUUCGGCCCAUACGCAGUGUGGACCCUUCUCAGACUGAUUAUCAAGGCCUUAUUGAGCUCACAGAGGAAGAAGCCAGCAAGGAUCAGAGUUAUCCUUUCGGCAUCGUUGGUAUGGCCAAUAAAGGUGACUGUCUACAGAAGGGUGAGAUGGUCAAGUUUCAGUUGUGUACAGUGGCCCAGACAGGACAAAAGAUGGCCUGCAAUAUUGUGCCUCAGCGUAGAGCCCUGGUGGAGUGCGUCAAAGAUCAGUUUGGUUUCAUCACAUACGAAGUUGGAGAGAGCAAGAAGCUGUUUUUCCAUGUGAAGGAGGUUCAGGAUGGUCUGGAGCUCCAGGCCGGUGAUGAAGUGGAGUUUUCGGUUAUCCUGAACCAACGCACAGGCAAAUGCAGUGCCUGCAAUGUUCGCAGAGUCAGUGAGGGUCCAAAGCCAGUAGCAACACCUCGACCUGACAGACUGGUCAAUCGCUUGAAGAGCAUCACUCUUGAUGACACCAACGCCCCUCGUCUCGUUAUUAUCAGACAGCCUCGUGGCCCAGACAAUUCUAAGGGCUUCAAUGUUGAGAGGAAACCCCGCCAACCUGGUGUUACUGACUGAGUACUGUUCACCCCUCUCCUCUUCAUUAUGGAAGAAACAUCUUGAAGAAAAGCAAUCAGACAGGACAGAGGAGGGGAUUUGUGUGUGUCUGUUUAGUUCACUCUCAUUUUCUCUCUCACCCAUAAACACAAUUCAGAGUAACAAACACAUCAAGACUUGAAAAUUAGCACACACAAUUCCCUUACUUUGUCACAGGAUCCCUUCCAAAAAAAAAUCCUCAUCUCAUUGUCUUCAUUGUAUGUGUUACGUUUUUGUGUGGUUGUAAUUUGAGCAAAGCCCCUCGUGUUGUCGGAGCGUGUGUUUGGUAUGCAUCACAUGUAAACUUGUAAGGUUAUGCAGAGGACAUGAGGGGGAUUAAGGGGUUUGUAGUUCUCGCAUCUUUAGAUUGAGAUGUGGGCACUGUUUGACCCGUUUUUCGUUUCGGCUGAAAUUGAAAUGCCAGGAAUUCUGCACCUGCUGCUGUGUGAGUGAGUUAUUGUUUUAGAGUAGCUUUGCCUGUCUGUAUUUUGACCUCCUUUUAUAUAUUCUUUAUUCUUCCUGUAUCACUUGAAUUCUUCCCAUGUUGAGUUUCUCACCCAGAUGAAAUCGAGAUCUUGCUGGGCUCUUUCUGCUGAGAAAUAAAAUGACUAAGGUUCUUUUCACUCAUGUUUUCCACACCAAUUCCAUAGGUUUUAAUAUGGAUCUGAAAACUUAAUAAACUUUCUCUCUGCUCAGAA